CACACCCCAGUUCACAGUCCGCUCAAGGCCCAGCCCACCCUAUAGCCCCCACCCCAGACACAGUCCUUCGUACACCCCUGACAUCACAGACAGUUCCGUGCCGUUUUCCAUCCACCUCAACGACAACAAUCAUGCUGUCUUCGUUCCUGAGCUGCGGCGUCUCCGUUUCCCUUCUUGCCGCAUGCAAUGGCUUCGUGACAACAGCAGGCGUGCUCCCCACUAGGACCAGGGCACAGGCAUCGCAGGGGCUGUCCAUGGCAGCAUCCGGCGAGCAGUGGAUCCCGAUCCUCCCGAUCGACGAGGUGCCGACCCCCGGCACCGCCAAGUCGGUCUACGUCGCCGACCUUGACCUUUGCGUCGCCGCGGACGAGAGGGGUCUUCUGUACGUGCUGGGCAACAAGUGCCCGCCGGCCAACCAACCCUUGUCCUUCAGCCUCGUCUCGAACAACGUCAUCAAGGAUCCCGUGCUGGGCACCAAGAUCGACAUCGAGACCGGCGACGUGAUCGAGUGGUGCCCGAACCUGCUGGGUAAGCUGCUCAGCCCGAUCCUCGGCGCGCAGCCCGAGAACUCGGGCGUGCAGACGUUCGUGGUUCGCCAGAAGGGAGGCACCCUGGAAGCCAAGAUCAACGUCAACGCUAAGGCCGAGUACGAGAAGUCAUACUGGAAGGGCAUCUUGGACGCUCAGGGGAAGGCAGACGGGAGUUACUACUAAAUUUUUUUUUCUUGUGAUGGGUGGUCGUCGUCGUUCCAAGAGAAGCCUGACGGUGCUUUCUUCGCGUUGUAUGGCUUGUUGUUGUUCCUGUUCAUGUUGGGAGCGCGUGGUGGCUGGCGCCCGAGAGUUGUAGAUCUUUUUUGUUGGGUUUUGUAGUAGAUAAAAAGAGUAUUUCGAGUUCUUGCUGUGGCCGUAGAUUGGGGGGACCCCAACAAUCAGUGCAUUUGGUGAUUUUCUGACUCACGGAAGAACCAAUAUUUACUUACUCUAGAGCGAAGGAUAUAGUUUGGGGAUGGAUUGGGGAUGGCGAAGAAGAAAUGUUGCAACAAUUGUAGGACGGAGCGUGUGGCGUAUUUACGUACCCAGAGGCAGUACACCGGCAGCUUAUUCCUGUGAACGAGUGAAGUUGUUUGGAAUCUUGCCGCGGGUGUUGGUGCAGUUCGUUACACCCGUUUCUUGUUGGGAAUAUUGCCUUGGGAGGUCCUGUCAUUUGGCGCUGCUUCUGAUCCCGUUUUCGUGGAUGUUCGUCUAGAAAUAAAGUUGAAUACACGGCUCUUCCUGUCAGAUGUGUCCGCUCAUGACGACCUCUUUGGCCUUGCCAAAACUACAAGCGUUCUCAACAGACGGCAGCUGCGCGUAUGUUCGAGAUGUACAACAGUCUUCUGCUG
Molecule: messenger RNA, 1381 nt
Organism: Ectocarpus sp. CCAP 1310/34
Lineage: Eukaryota; Phaeophyceae; Ectocarpales; Ectocarpaceae
Source: the annotation of a GenBank genome assembly